ACUGAGAAAAUUUGGAUACAAGUAAAACGCAGACUUUCAUGACAUCACUGAGCAAAUAUUGAUUGGAGAUUGAUCGUCUCAAAAAAUAACAAUUCACAAAAGCUGAGCAAAUAAAUCCCCAUUGAUUUGGCACCCUUCUACUUGUUCUUUGGAAAUUUUGAUUAACUAAAUGGGUUUGAUUGACGAAGCCAGAGAAAACCAUGUCAAGAAGAAGGUUGAAGAAGCUUUACGCAGCAAAAUGAAGGCAAAAGCACUAAAAGAAUGUGAUCAUUAUACUGCGAAGUAUGCUGAGUGUGCUUUUGGAAGGACACUGUCAGUUGUUUGGAAGUGUAGGCAGCAAGCUAAAGUAUUGAAUAGUUGCCUUCAUCAAUAUACCAAUGACUCUGUUCUGGAAGAAAUGAAGAAACAAUACAUGCUCCAGGAGGAGGCCAAGAGCUCUGCUACAGUAUGAGUUUAUAGCAUGAGGCGUUUAAGUUGAACCAAGGAACCACUGAAGAGCUCGAGUGCAUUGUGUCUUGAUAUCAUGUGUAUCUUGUGUUGGAAUAUCAAUGGUAUGGCAGCUACUUACAUUUUUUUUUCAUAGUUCCUUCCAUUGUUUUACACCAAAACUGAGAAUAAUUGUGGCAAAUGCAAGCCCUGCUAGUUGGUUUUUACUGUAAUGAAUAAGGCAGUCUUGGUUUGUAGGAAUUUUGACAAGUAUCCACUGUAUUUUAACCACUGGUGUUGAGUCCAGCUUGAAUUUUGGAAUACAUAAUUUGCGCAUA
Molecule: messenger RNA, 764 nt
Organism: Spinacia oleracea (spinach)
Lineage: Eukaryota; Viridiplantae; Streptophyta; Magnoliopsida; Caryophyllales; Amaranthaceae
Exons: 3
Coding region: 170-451 (93 amino acids)
Cellular component (GO): mitochondrion
Source: RefSeq, a predicted model, not a curated record